Ramularia collo-cygni is the source of this 810-nucleotide messenger RNA. Its product is annotated as related to mitochondrial hypoxia responsive domain protein. Gene Ontology annotation, biological process: mitochondrial respiratory chain complex IV assembly. The record is from RefSeq and is a predicted model, not a curated record. Bases 1 to 810 code for a protein of 269 amino acids. The transcript has 3 exons. Gene Ontology annotation, cellular component: mitochondrial inner membrane. NCBI's taxonomy places the organism in Eukaryota, Fungi, Ascomycota, Dothideomycetes, Mycosphaerellales, Mycosphaerellaceae.
AUGAAGAUUUUAACGAAGGAAGAGGAGGCUGCGCAUUAUCAGGCCACAGUGAAGGGUGGUCUACUCGGAGGUGCAGUUGGUACUGCACUCGGUGCAGGUGGUGUUUAUCUGGCCUCUGUGAGGUACCCAGCAUUCAGAGGCCUUUCAUUACCCUUCCGUGCCUUCUUGACCACCUCGACGGGUACCUUUGUUGCCAUUGUCGCCGCCGACUCUUAUUCGCGACGAUUCGAAGCGUCAAAGCAACCCGACAGACACUACCAGGAUGAGCAAAAAUCGUUGCAAGACCAGCUGGAUGCACAGAGAACCGGCAAGGAGAAGACUAUGAAAUGGCUUCAGGAUAACCGUUACGGAAUGGUUCUGGGGUCUUGGGUAGUCUCCAUCACCGCUGCAUUGGGCAUCGUCGGCAAGAAUCCAUAUCUUACAGGACAGCAAAAACUCGUCCAAGCUCGUGUCUAUGCCCAGGGUUUCACCAUCGCCGCUGUUAUUGCCAGUCUUGCAUUCGAAGGAAAGGACCGCAUGUCUGGAUCUGGACGCUGGGAGACCGUAAAGAUCGUGGACCCCAACGACCCUGAACACAAGAACGUAAUUGAGAAGAAGAUUCACCACGAGCGCUACUCGGGCGAGGAUCAAUGGAUGGACAUGGWCGAGGCUGAGGAACGCCGGAUGAAAGAGAGGGAAAAGGCCAUCAAAGAGCGUGAGCACGCCGAGGGGAAGACGGGCAAGGCGAAAGAAGCAGCCGAUAAGCACGCCGAGAAGCAAGUGAAGGGGCACCCGGAAGAAGCAAAAGAUAAGAAGGUGAACGCUCCAUGA